AUGGCAGAAAAUGAAAGCGAGAGGAUUUCCGCAAGCCCAAUCCGGACGGCGGUUGAGACAGAGAUUCGGACGACGGAAGGCCACACGCACUGGCGCUGUCGCGCUGUCACCGUGGACCCGAAGAACAUCAACCGAAUCAGAAUAGCGUGCCGCGACGAAGAUGAACACCAGCUGGUCAAGAAAGUGGCGUCCAUGGUCGUUUACCUGACUAAAGGCACUGACGCACGGAGGCUCCUGGCUGACGGGUUCUUUCACGCUGGAGGAGAAUCUGGCGUGACAAGUACCUUCGAGUAUCGACCUUGA
Molecule: messenger RNA, 303 nt
Organism: Penicillium cinerascens
Lineage: Eukaryota; Fungi; Ascomycota; Eurotiomycetes; Eurotiales; Aspergillaceae
Exons: 1
Coding region: 1-303 (100 amino acids)
Source: RefSeq, a predicted model, not a curated record